Molecule: messenger RNA, 987 nt
Organism: Labrus bergylta (ballan wrasse)
Lineage: Eukaryota; Metazoa; Chordata; Actinopteri; Labriformes; Labridae
Gene: stard5
Product: StAR related lipid transfer domain containing 5
Biological process (GO): cholesterol import
Molecular function (GO): cholesterol transfer activity; cholesterol binding
Source: RefSeq, a predicted model, not a curated record
GUCACCUGUUAUCUAUCAUGGAUUAUGAAGAGAAAGCGAAGUCGGUGGCUGAUUGUUUGAUGGGCUACAGGAAGGAUGCGUCCGGGUGGAAAGUCUGCAAGAAAUCGAAUGACGUCGUCGUGUCUUGGCGUCCUUCAUCUGAGUUCCUCGGGAAUGUUUAUAAGGGGGAGGGGAUCGUCAACGGCAGCCCAGAGAAUGUUUGGGAGUGCUUGAAGCCGAUACCCAACGGGCUCAGAGUCAGUUGGGACAAAAAUGUGAAAAUGUUUCAACUGUUGGAACAAAUCACAGAGGACAUCUCUAUCUUCAGAACAGUCACGCCCUCAGCAGCUAUGGGGAUCAUAGCUCCACGAGACUUUGUGGAUGUUAUUUUAAUUAAACAAUAUGAAGACGGCACCAUUUCAUCAAAUGCCAGCAACGUGAUUCACGCGGGCUGUCCUCCCCAGUCCGGCUAUGUGAGAGGAUUUAACCACCCGUGUGGAUGCAUCUGUGUCCCCGUCUCAGGAGAGCCCAAGAAGACCCAGGUUUUUAGUUUCUUCCAGACUGACCUGAGUGGCCUGCUCCCUCGCUCUGUGGUCGACUCCUUCUUCCCCUCCAGCAUGACCGAGUUCUACAGCAACCUGUCCAAGGCUGUCAAAUCCCUCAAGGACCUUUGACACCGAGAGGUUAAGAAGUAUACCUUUAAACCUGAGGCCUAAUGACUUGUCAGGCCAAAUGAAAAACAGUCUAUUUUAAAACAGUCCAAACCCAACAGCAAUCAGUACACCGACAUGAUCCAACACUUAUUUCAUUUAAUUCGACGCCAUGAUUAGUUUAUAUUUCCCUGGUACUGAAGGAGGAACUCGCUAAAUCUUCCUUCCUUCCAAUUUGAGGGCACUAAAAAAAGUCACAAGCUCUAAGAUCAAGUCUUUGACAAACCAGCAUCUUUUGUGUCCCUACCUGUGGGAUGAAUAUAUGUCCUCCAAUCUAAAGAGAAACACAUGAUGUAAA